This is a messenger RNA of Phytophthora sojae, 1286 nucleotides long. RefSeq lists its product as hypothetical. The record is from RefSeq and is a predicted model, not a curated record. NCBI's taxonomy places the organism in Eukaryota, Oomycota, Peronosporomycetes, Peronosporales, Peronosporaceae. The coding region runs from base 128 to 1207 and encodes 359 amino acids. The transcript has a single exon.
GCAAGGCGAGGUCACAGAGCUCACCACCUCCUCCGAGCAGUCUAUCGCGGCGGUGGUCCAUAGUUCGGCGUCUCUUACCCCCUCGACACAGCUAAGCGUAUACGCCGCCCCCCCCCCCACACACACCAUGGCCGUAGCAGGACUCCGCCGCUGCGCGCUGGCGCUGCUGCUGCUGGCGCAGGCCGCGCAGGCCAAAAACUACUUUAACCAGUCGGCGGGCUACGUGAUCGAGAUCAACACGGACGACUGGAGCAACUACGACUCGAACGGCGGCUGCGUGACGUGCCCGUACACGUGCAUCGCCCCCACGGAGAGCUACGACGGCACCACCAUCAACUCGAGCAACACGACGCAGACAGCGUCGCUGCCCUCCAUCUACACGCAGGUCAAGAGCAACGGCUGCUGCUACGCGUCGUCGGCCACGACGCAGCCCUCGUGCUCGAGCGAGGCCAGCCCCUCGACAGCCGAGAACUGCGGCUUCCUCUUCGGCCCCACGCUCGAGUGGCGCAUCAACAACGCACUCAAGCCGCUGAGCGACAGCAUGACCGCCAUCCUCUUCGCCUCGACCGACUGUGAGAGCUUCUGGGCCGUGGGCAAGCAGGACAUCCGCUACACGAGCAACACCAGGAGCAUCAAGGGCUCCAAGAUGAUCCAGCACGGCUGCUACGGCGACCCGGAAGGCACGCCCAUGGUGCUCAGCGGCUGCCUCACGAGCAUGCUCGAGUACUCCAAGACCAAGACGUACACGUGGAAGAACCUGGCCGAGAAGUGCGAGGGCCUGGCCGGCCGCUGCGUCAUCACGAACGCAGUCUGGGAGGAGCACCUCGAGUGCUGCACGUCCCGCACGGGCCUGGCCUCGGACUGGGACACGACCUACGAGACGUACACCAAGACGCCGGUCAAGACCACGACGCUCAGCGGCGCCGCCAUCACGGGCAUCGUCAUCGGCGGCGUGGCGCUGCUCAUGUGCCUCAUCCACUUCGGCGCCAAGGUGCGCGAACGCGCUCGCCAGACGGCUCUGAUGCGCGAGCAGGAGGCCACGGACGACUACGAGGAGAUCAUGACGCCGCUCACGACGGCCGACAAGCAGCCCGUGGCGCUGCAGCGCCCCAUCGGCCCGGCCAGCCUCGACGUCUCGCUCCACGAGGGCGACCAGAUCUACCGCAAAAAGGACGACGAGGUGCUUUUCGAGGGCGACAUGUACUAGGUUUUCCAUAUCCCUCCCUCAGGACAGUGCAAUGUCGUUUGGAAUUGCUGCUCGUCUCGAUCAAAAAUUCAUCCCUAUU